Acyrthosiphon pisum (pea aphid) is the source of this 1337-nucleotide messenger RNA. Its product is annotated as ring finger protein 5-like. Gene Ontology annotation, molecular function: metal ion binding; ubiquitin protein ligase activity. NCBI's taxonomy places the organism in Eukaryota, Metazoa, Arthropoda, Insecta, Hemiptera, Aphididae. Gene Ontology annotation, biological process: ubiquitin-dependent protein catabolic process. Gene Ontology annotation, cellular component: endoplasmic reticulum. The record is from RefSeq and is marked provisional.
CUGUUGCUGCCUAUCCGAGACCUGAGUGCAUGUCCGGCGUAAACCAUAUUUUGACAAUUUUAUUGAAAUUACUACGGAGAGUAAGAAGUGAGAACAGGCUGUGCAUAAUAUUUCCACACAUUCUUCGACCCGUAACUCGACACGAUGGCUACCAUAAGCAACGAGUCAAAUUCUCCGCAAAAGAACACAGGUAAUGAAGAAAAUGAUGGCAAAGAUGAUCAGAAUAACAUGUUUGAGUGUAACAUAUGCUUGGAGAAUGCAAAAGAUGCUGUUGUCAGUGUCUGUGGCCAUUUAUUUUGCUGGCCAUGCUUGCAUCAAUGGUUAGAAACUCGUUCAGGUCGCCAAGUAUGCCCUGUAUGUAAAGCUGUUAUAAAUAAAGAUAAAGUAAUACCAAUUUAUGGACGUGGAAAUUCCAAACAAGAAGAUCCUAGAAAUAAAGUGCCACCUAGGCCCGCUGGCCAAAGAACUGAACCGGAUGCUAAUACUGGUUUUCCUGGUUUUACCUUUGGAGAUGGCAGUUUCCAUUUGUCGUUUGGAAUAGGUGCAUUUCCUUUUGGAUUCUUAACAUCUUUUAAUUUAAUUGAUCGUCCUCAUGGAAUUCCAGUUGGUAGUCAACUACAACAAGAUGAUCAAUACUUAUCAAAACUUUUCUUAUGGAUUGCAGUAAUAUUUAUUAUUUGGCUAUUGUUGGCAUGAUAUACUCAUAGAGUACAUACUUUUUUUUGAUUAUUAUUAUUAUUAUUAUUCUAUCAUUCAAUGAAGUAUGAACUACUAUAUUAAGCACUCCACGAGGGCUUCUUUUUAUAUAUUAUUUUAAUUUGCUAUUUUGUCCUAACCAAUCUAUUGGCUGUAUAAGUUUCAAAAUAUAUACUUUAAUUUGUAUUGUUUGGUAAUUAGUCUGAAAUCUUAACUGUUAUUUUAAUGAUAUAAAAACUUUAACUGUAUAAUAUAAAUUUUUAACAGUUUGACAAUUAUUUUGUCUAUGAUUUCAUCGAGAAUAUUUUCUAAAGCAGCAAUAAUUUAAACAGUUCUUUCUUUUGAGUUUUAAUCUAUACUAAAUUUUCAAAUAUUAAUUUGUAUAUUGUAUUAUGUUAUAAUUAUCGAAACAAUUAUUUUAAAUGUCACAGUUUAAUUGUAUGUUUAUGAAUAUUGUAUUAUUAAUAGUUACCUACGGUUUAUUUGUGACAUGAUGGUUUUGUUUUGAUGUAAUUAAAAUGUAAUAAGUCUUUAUGAUUUACUAUGUCAAAACAUUAUUUAUUAUUAUUAUUAAUUGUGUUCAUCCCAUUCAUCAUAAGAUUAUUUAACACACAGACAAUUAUAUAUUUGAACUUAACCUA